AGUCGGAGCGAGCGGAGCAUGGGGAAUUGGCCCGGGGGUCCCGCGCAGCCCGGCGCCCGCGGGCGCACGCUCUGCUCCCGGCACCGGCCCUCCACCUCGGAGGAGAGCGACCCCGGCGGCAAGAGCAGCUUGCCAGCUGAGCGCCCCGCCGACCCUCCCCGCUACGCCCGGAUCAAGAACUGGCAGACGGGCACAAUUCUGUACGACACGCUCAGCGCCCAAGCCAGGCAGGAGGUGCCAUGCAGUGCCAGACGCUGCCUGGGCUCUGCCAUGCUCCCGAAACAGAUGCUGUCCGGGCCAGACGGUGUCCGCUCGGAGGAAGAGCUGCUGCCCAUGGCCCGGGAUUUCAUCACCCUCUACUACAGCUCCAUGAAGCGGGCCGAGUCCCAGGCCCACCACCAACGUCUCCAGGAGGUGGAGCAACAGAUCGCCACCACCGGCACUUACCAGCUGCUGGAGGCCGAGCUGGUCUUCGGUGCCAAGCACGCCUGGCGCAAUGCCGCACGCUGUCUGGGCCGCAUCCAGUGGAACAAGCUGCAGGUCUUUGACGCUCGGGACAUCACCAGUGCCCAGGAGAUGUACACCUUCCUCUGCACCCAUAUCAACUACGCCACUAACCGCGGGAACCUCCGGUCGGCCAUCACCAUCUUUCCCCCGCGGGUGGCAGGACGUGGGGACUUCCGCAUCUGGAACCAGCAGCUCAUCCGUUAUGCCGGGUACAAUCAGCCUGACGGCUCUGUCUUAGGAGAUCCGGCCAACGUGGAGCUCACCGAGCUCUGCAUCCAGUACGGCUGGCAUCCCCCUAAUGGCCGAUUCGACGUCCUCCCGCUGCUGCUGCAGGCUCCAGACGAGGACCCCGAACUCUUCGUCCUGCCCCCUGAGCUGGUGUUGGAGGUGCCCAUCAUCCACCCCACGCUACCGUGGUUUGAAGAACUGGGCCUCCGCUGGUACGCCCUCCCGGCUGUGGCCAACAUGCUGCUGGAGAUCGGUGGUCUGGAGUUCCCCGCCGCCCCGUUCAGCGGCUGGUACGUGGGCUGCGAGAUCGGCAUGCGUGAUUUUUGCGACUCCCACCGCUACAACCUCUUGCAGGGCGUGGCUGAGAAGAUGGGGCUGGACACGGGGACCACCCUCUCCCUCUGGAAGGACAAGGCGGCGGUGGAGAUGAACGUAGCUGUGCUGCACAGCUUUCAGCUGGCCAAAGUGACCAUUGUGGACCACCACGCCGUGUCAGAGUCCUUCAUGAAGCACCUGGAGAACGAGCAGCGUAUCCGGGGGGGCUGCCCCGCUGACUGGGUCUGGCUGGUGCCCCCCAUCUCUGGCAGCCUCACCCCCGUCUUCCACCAGGAGCUGGUCAACUACCAGCUCUCCCCCGGCUUCCGAUACCAGGCUGACCCCUGGAAGUCCUACAUCCCCAAAGGGACCACCAUCACCCGGAAGAAGACCUUCAAAGAGAUCGCCAAUGCCGUCAAGAUCUCCGCCAAGCUGAUGGGUCAUGUGAUGGCCCAACGGGUCAAAGCCACCAUCCUCUAUGCCUCAGAGACGGGCAAGUCCAAGGCCUACGCCUUCAACCUGAAGGAACUCUUCCAGUCAGCUUUCGCCCCCAAGGUGAUGUGCCUCGAUGAAUACGACGUGGUGUCCUUGGAGCACGAGACCCUCGUUCUGGUGGUCACAAGCACUUUUGGCAAUGGGGACCCACCUGAAAAUGGAGAGAGUUUCUCCAAGGCCUUGAUGGAGAUGUCUUGUCCUUAUCUCGGAGCUGUUGAGCCGGAGUUUCAGAAGAGCUACAAGAUGCGUUUCAACAGCAUCUCCCAGUCUGAUCCCUCGGUGGUUUUCUGGAAGAGGAAACGCCGGGAGUCCAGCAACACCGACUGUGCCGGGGCCCUGGGGACCCUCAGGUUCUCCGUCUUUGGGCUGGGAUCUCGCGCAUACCCCCAUUUUUGUGCCUUCGCCCACGCAGUGGACACCCGGCUGGAGGAGCUGGGUGGUGAGCGGAUCCUGCCUCUGGGCGAAGGGGACGAACUCUGCGGCCAGGAGGAGUCCUUUCGCACCUGGGCCUCCAGCGUCUUCAAGGCCGCCUGUGACACCUUCUGCGUAGAGUCCGACUCCGUCUCCACCGAGGUUUUCUCCAACCGCUGCAGCUGGAAGCGCAACCGGCACCGGGUCCUGGCCCAGCCCAGCAGCACCUUUGACCUCCUGGCAGAUCUGACAAAGAUGCACAAACGCAAGGUGUUUCCGUGCUACAUCAUUUCGGUCAAGAACCUGCAGAGCGCCGAUUCUGGCCGGGCCACCAUCCUGGUACGGUUACAAUUGGGAGACCAACCGGAGCUGCAGUAUCAACCUGGCGACCACGUCAGCAUCUUCCCCGCCAACCGGCCGGACCUGGUAGAGGCGUUGAUGCAGCUAGUCCAGGACCCCCCGCCGGCUGAGGAACCUGUCGCCGUGGAGACCCUGGAGGCGGGCACCGAGGGCGUGAAACGGAUGUGGGUGCCCAGCCACCGCCUGCCCCCUUGCACGCUGCGCCAGGCGCUCACUUACUUCCUGGACAUCACCACGGCGCCCAGCCCACAGCUGCUCCAGCUGCUGGCCACCCUGGCCGAAGACCGAGUUGAGCGGGAGAAGCUACAACGGCUCAGCCAGGACUCUCUUCUCUAUGAGGAAUGGAAGUGGUUCCGGUGCCCGACGGUUGUGGAGCUGUUGGAGGAGUUCCCCUCAGUGGCACUGCCCACCUCGCUGCUGCUCACCCAGCUGCCCCUGCUGCAGGCCCGCCAGUACUCUGUCAGCUCUGCGCCUGACGCCCACGCGGGAGAGCUGCACCUCACGGUAGCCGUGCUCAACUACCGCAGUCAGGAUGGGAAGGGCCCAAUGCACUACGGAGUCUGCUCCACAUGGCUGUCCCAGCUCUCUCCGGGCGAGAUGGUGCCAGCUUUCGUCCGAAGCACCCCAAAUUUCCAGCUACCGGAGGACCCCACGGCUCCCUGCAUCCUGGUGGGGCCCGGCACUGGUAUCGCCCCAUUCCGGGGUUUCUGGCAGCAACGGCAACACCAGAUGGAGACAACAGGCCUGUCCACCAGCGAGAUGACCCUGGUCUUCGGCUGCCGUAGCUCCCAGCACGACCACAUCUACUGCGAGGAGAUCCGAGAAGCGCAGGAAAAGGGGGCUUUACAUCGUGUCCUCACCGGCUUUUCGCGAGACCCCGAUUACCCCAAGACCUACGUACAGGACCUGCUGCGGCUGCACCUGGCAGACCACGUCUUCGAAGUCCUGAGCCAGCGCGAGGGCCAUGUCUACGUUUGUGGGGAUGUCACCAUGGCCACGGGCGUCCUGCAGACCAUCCAGCAGAUCCUGGCGCAGGAAGGGAGGAUGUCGCUGGUCGAGGCGGGCGACGCCAUCAGCGAACUCCGGGACCAAAACCGCUACCACGAGGACAUCUUCGGCCUGACCUUCCGCACACAGGAAGUGGCGUCGCGCAUCCGAAGUCUCUCCUUCUCCAAGCAGGGCCGGAAAAGCUGCCUCGUGACGGAGCCCUGAGCGCCUUACCUCCCUCCCUCUUCUCGGGACUCCCAUUAAAGACCUUACGUGGUCACCUUCCCAGUCAUCCUUCCUUCUUGG
Molecule: messenger RNA, 3609 nt
Organism: Thamnophis elegans (Western terrestrial garter snake)
Lineage: Eukaryota; Metazoa; Chordata; Lepidosauria; Squamata; Natricidae
Gene: NOS3
Product: nitric oxide synthase 3
Exons: 26
Coding region: 19-3528 (1169 amino acids)
Biological process (GO): nitric oxide biosynthetic process
Molecular function (GO): FMN binding; NADP binding; heme binding
Source: RefSeq, a predicted model, not a curated record